AUGUCACAUAGCAAGAGAAACACCACCCGCCCUGUCUUUACCUCGUACGAAAGAGAACAGGCCAAAUCGAACUGGACCGCAAGCUCCGCCCAGCUCAAUCGAGAUUCAUUCCUGCCCUUUGGCUACUGCAGCCUCUGCCUCGAAAACGCCCGAGAGCCGGUCUCGUGUCCGCGAGGAGAUAUCUUUUGUCGCGAAUGCGCUCUGGCGAAUCUCUUGGCGCAGAAGAAGGAGCUGAAACGGGGAGAAAAGGCACGUCAAAAUGCCGAGAAGGAAGCUGCCAGGAUACAGGCCAUUGGCGAUGAGGAAGAGCGGGAGCGAGCGAUUCGCGACUUUGAGAUGACCCAGGCCGGGUUGCUGAAUAGUGCCAGCAGGAAAAGUCCCAAUACUACAACUACAGCUACGGCUACAGCUACGGCUGCAGCCACAACAACAGCUGCAAUCGAAGAUGGAAACGAAGGCGCUGUUGUUCGCGCUGGGUCCAAGAGGAAAUUUGCCCUUGAUGCGGAUGAGCUUGGCCGGAUAGCAGAAAACGACAAGGCCAGGGCACGAAGAGCUAUUGAAGAUGAAAAGGCGGCUAAACCGACGCUUCCUUCAUUCUGGACACCCUCACUCACGCCAGACGUGCGAAACAGCGACCUCGCCCCAGUCGCAAAGAAAGCCAAAACGACGCCCACGUGCCCGGCCUCGUCAGAGCACAACCCCCAUUCUCUAUCCUUACAAAAGCUAUUGACGAUACAAUUCAACGAAACAGCAGACGACUCCACAAAGGAGACUCUCCGAACCUGUCCUUCAUGUUUAAAGACCCUCUCCAAUGCUUUAAGCCCCGUCAUGGCCGAGAAAUGCGGCCACGUCUUGUGCUUGAACUGUGUCAAGAAGUUUCUCCUUCCCUCGGAGAAGCAGCAGUCCAAGGCGGAGGCCGAGUCUCCCAUUGCCUGCUUUGUUUGUAGCACACCCGUCGCCGUCUCGACCAAGCCCGUCAAGACUGCGAGCUCAAAGGACGCUCUGCCGACGGGCUUGGUCAAGUUGAAGUCGGAAGGAACAGGCUUUUCUGCUCGUGGAUCACGAACCGUGGAAAAAUCAAGUGUUGCGUUUCAAUGCUAA
Trichoderma asperellum CBS 433.97 is the source of this 1101-nucleotide messenger RNA. RefSeq lists its product as uncharacterized. Gene Ontology annotation, molecular function: ubiquitin protein ligase activity. The record is from RefSeq and is a predicted model, not a curated record. Lineage: Eukaryota; Fungi; Ascomycota; Sordariomycetes; Hypocreales; Hypocreaceae. Gene Ontology annotation, cellular component: nucleus.